Molecule: messenger RNA, 937 nt
Organism: Syngnathus acus (greater pipefish)
Lineage: Eukaryota; Metazoa; Chordata; Actinopteri; Syngnathiformes; Syngnathidae
Gene: caskin2b
Product: caskin-2
Exons: 8
Coding region: 23-937 (304 amino acids)
Molecular function (GO): protein binding
Source: RefSeq, a predicted model, not a curated record
GCUUUUGUUUUGAAAAGCUCAUAUGCUGCUUGCUUUGUUUUUGGCGAGCAGCUUCUUGGCAUUGCAUCACGCCGCCCUGACGGGCAGCGGCGAGCUGCUGGCGGCGCUGCUGGAGGCCCAGGCUGUCGUCGAUGUCGAGGACAGCAACGGAAUGCGCCCGCUGCAUUAUGCGGCGUGGCAGGGCAAGUCGGAGUCGGUGCUGCUGCGUUCGGGAGCGUCCGUCAACGGCGUCUCGCUGGAUGGCCACAUCCCUCUGCACCUGGCCGCGCAGUACGGACAUUACCACGUGUCUGAGAUGCUCCUGCAGCACCAGUCCAACCCGUGCCUGGUCAACAAGGCCAAGAAGACACCGCUCGACCUCGCCUGCGAGUUCGGCCGCGUCAAGGUGGCCCAGCUGCUUUUGAGUAGCAAUAUGGUGGCGGCGCUUUUGGAGGGCGAGCGCAAGGAGCCCAGCGACUCGGCCUUCACCACGCCACUGCACCUCGCCGCUCGCAACGGCCACAAGGACGUCAUUGGGCUGCUGCUGAAGGCGGGCAUCGACAUCAACGCCACCACCAAGUCAGGCACAGCCCUGCACGAGGCCGCCCUCUACGGCAAGACCGAGGUGGUGCGGCUGCUGCUAGAUGCCGGCGUCGACGUGAACAUCAGAAACACAUACAACCAGACAGCACUCGACAUCGUCAACCAGUUCACAACCUCACACGCCAGUCGAGACAUCAAGCAACUGCUCAGAGACGCGACAGGGGUCCUGCAGGUGCGGGCGCUGAAGGACUUGUGGAACCUUCACGAUCCCACCGCCCUCAACGUCCGCGCCGGAGACGUGAUCACGGUUCUGGAGCAGCACGCCGACGGGCGAUGGAAAGGUCACAUCCACGACAACCAGCGGGGGCUUCUUCCCGCCCUCCAUCGUCGAGGUCAUCAGCCGGCGAGUCGGUGA